AUGGCUGUUACGAUUGUCCAGAAACUGGAGCUUUAUCUCGCCAUCACUACAAGAUCAAGGUGCCAGCCGUCGUCGAGAGAACACGAAUUCUCUGGUAUCUCGAAGAAUGGUGUGCCUUAUUCGGCAUAUAGGCACUAUGAUGACCGCACUUCCGCUGUCAUCACCGUUGCUGUCAACGUGCCUUCCGAGCCCACUGAAGAUGCUGACUUGUACUUCCACCUUGAAGCAUCAAAUAUCCAGGACUGGAUGGCCAUAGGGAUCGGCAGUUCAAUGCGGGACUCCGCAUUGACAUUCGUUGCAUACCAGGACAGCAAAGGAUUGACCAUGACUGUCAGUCCCCGUCUUGCAACAAGUCACGUAGAGCCGGAGCGUGAGCCGGUCGAAAACGUCACUGUUCACGUUCUGGAUGGCAGUGGCGUGCAAGGGGGUGUGAUAACCGCCGAUUGGAAGUGUGCGAACUGUCGGUCUUGGGUUGGCAACUCAAUUGACAUCAAGGCGAACCGGCAGCCGAUGAUCAUAGCUGCCAGGAGUAGUGGUCAUCCGGUGUAUAGCGACGAUAUGGAAGAGCCGAUAUCCAUACAUACGACGUUCGGUGCUUUCGAGUUGGACCUUGUUGCUGCGACUGGCAUCGCUGGAGCACCUCAUCCUCCCAAAGCAGCAGCAAAUGAUUUACCAUCCAAAUCGGACGAGCCCAAGGUUGAAAAGAAUCACCGACUUCCGUCGUACUCUUCCGGCCCUGCACAUGGCUUGCUGAUGCUGACUGCUUUUGCUGCUCUAUAUCCCCUGGGCAUUGUCUGGCUUCGACUUCUGGAGAAUGUGAGACUUCACGCUCUGACGAAUACCACUGCAACUAUUUUGGUCCUUGGGUCCACAGGACUAGGUAUUCGAAUGUCCUACAGUGGAAACUUCAUGACAAACUUCAAGUCUACACACCAGCUGCUCGGCCUUUCCAUUGCUGUUGCGAUUCUCGCUCAGCUAAUUAUCGGCUUCAUUCACCAUCUUUUCAUAUACCCCAGAACCAGGCAGUCAAGCCGACUCAGUCGACUUCACAUCUUCCUUGGUCCCGUCUCCAUAGUAUUUGGAUGUGUGAACGGGUUCCUUGGUUUCAGGUUCGCGAAUAAGUCGCUCACCAUUGUGUUCUGGUAUGUAGUCUUGAUUAUAGCAGUGUAUGGUGGUGUGGCCGGCACUUUAUUGUGGUCGAGGACACAAGCUUCAGGCUCGUUCUCUCCGAGACUUGGAUUUCACGGUUUGACUUUGGGACCGAGUCGCCUAAAAAAUGGAGACCUCGGGCAUUACAAUGGAGCCAGAGGUGAUGCAACCGCUGAGGAGAGUGCAAUUCCACUCAUGACAGCAAAAGAAAGAGAUAGACAAGCUGACAAUGUCCUCAACGCUUAG
Molecule: messenger RNA, 1395 nt
Organism: Fonsecaea multimorphosa CBS 102226
Lineage: Eukaryota; Fungi; Ascomycota; Eurotiomycetes; Chaetothyriales; Herpotrichiellaceae
Exons: 3
Coding region: 1-1395 (464 amino acids)
Source: RefSeq, a predicted model, not a curated record